Messenger RNA from Dichomitus squalens LYAD-421 SS1, 1545 nucleotides. RefSeq names its product laccase (gene Dslcc12). The record is from RefSeq and is a predicted model, not a curated record. Lineage: Eukaryota; Fungi; Basidiomycota; Agaricomycetes; Polyporales; Polyporaceae. Gene Ontology annotation, molecular function: oxidoreductase activity; copper ion binding. The transcript has 13 exons. The coding region runs from base 1 to 1545 and encodes 514 amino acids.
AUGGCCUCUCUCGCCUACUUGGUGCACCGCUGCUCGGCUCAAGCUGGUCCGAUCACGACGCUCAACAUCGUCGAUGCUGCGGUCACUCCCGACGGAUACACUCGUCAGGCCGUGCUGCCCAACGGGACGUUUCCGGGACCCUUGAUCAUUGGCAACAAGAAUGACAACUUCCAGAUCAACGUGAUUGACCUACUUACCAACGAGACUAUGCUCACGGGCACCACUGUCCACUGGCAUGGCCUCUUUCAGCACUCGACGGCUUAUGCCGACGGGACAGCGUUUGUCACGCAAUGCCCGCUUACACCGAACAACUCCUUCCUGUACAAUUUCACUGCAACUGGACAAGCCGGGACAUUCUGGUACCACAGUCAUUACAUGACUCAGUAUUGCGACGGACUCCGUGGCCCUCUGGUCAUCUACGAUCCGGAGGAUCCGUAUCUAUCGUCAUACGAUGUCGACGAUGAAUCUACGGUAAUCACGCUUGCUGACUGGCUGCACAUUGCUGCGCGCCUUGGACCUAGGUUCCCGACACCUAACGCUACACUCAUCAAUGGUCUUGGCAGAUACACCGGAGGCCCGGCUGAGUGGCCUUUAUCAGUGAUCACAGUGGAGCAAGGCAAGAGGUAUCGGUUCCGGCUGCUCAACAUGGCGUGCGAGCCCAACUACAACUUCACCAUCGACAGUCACAAUUUCACCAUCAUCGAGGCGGACGGCGAGUACACUGAACCGCUCGAGGUUGACUUCAUCCAGAUCUUCGCGGCUCAACGAUACUCGAUCAUUCUGAACGCGACUCAAGCCGUGGAUAACUACUGGAUCAGGGCAAACCCGAGCGUCGCGCUCCCCGAUGGACAAGGCUUCGCUGGUGGCAUCAAUUCGGCCAUUUUGCGCUAUGUUGGCGCUCCAGAUUCCGAUCCCACGACUAAUCAAACUCCCAGUGUGAUCCCGCUAAACGAGUCGAACUUGCACGCCCUGGUGGACCCUAUUGCCCCUGGUCAACCCUUCCCAGGAGGCGCGGACGUGAACAUCAACCUUGACUUCACUUUUAAUGCGACUACACAGCUCUUCUAUGCGAACAAUGUGUCCUAUGCGUCGCCUUCGGUUCCUGUUCUUCUCCAGAUUCUGAGUGGCACCCCUGGUGCGCUCGAUCUCAUGCCCGCAGGAAGCGUGUACUAUCUGCCGCCCAACAAGAGCAUUGAGAUAUCGUUCCCCGCGCUCCCUGCGGCCACUCCGGGAGAGCCCCAUCCCUUUCACCUGCACGGCCACGCGUUCUCUGUCGUGCGGAGCGCCGGUCAGGUUACACCCAACUACGUGAACCCUGUUCGUCGCGAUACCGUGAGCAUUGGAGAAGUCGGAGACAAUGUCACGAUUCGGUUUGAGACCAACAACCCAGGGCCCUGGUUCCUUCACUGUCACAUCGACUGGCAUCUUGAGGCUGGAAUGGCUGUGGUCAUGGCAGAGGACGUGCCUGACAUCCCUAAAGACGUCGUCCCGUCUAAGUCUUGGGAUCAACUCUGCCCGACUUGGUCCGCCUAUGGACAGCUUUGA